UGAUGUCAAAUAAAACUAUAAUAACUACAAUUACUAGCACAAAAACAGAGAUGUGGCGAAGUCGUUUAGGCUCUGCUUUAAGGGCCGCCAUAGCGUGCACCAUAGUUGGUUGCACCUCAAUCUAUGGCCCCAAACCUCUCCGGCCCUACUUCGAGUUUUCCACUUAUUCUUAUGUCACCACUGUUCUAAUAGUCUCAGAUGCCACACUCGGUGAAACACUAAGAGGUUGCUGGCAUGUCCUAUGUGCCACCAUGCAGGCUAUGAUCAUUUCACUUCUUAGCCUCCUUGUGAUAGGACAUGGCAACUUCAACAACCGUGUGGCUGCGAUGGCAGUUGCGGCUGGUUCCUUUUUCGUGGCGCUGCCGGAAUCAGUGGAACUUAGGACUAAGCGGAUUGCAUUUGGGCAGCUAGUGAUUGUUUAUGUGAGUGCAGUGAUAGAUGGUAAGAAAGAAGGAGUGACAGUGUUCCCAGUUCAUGUGGCAACCUCUACUGCCCUUGGAGCUGUGGCUUCAGUUUUGGCCAUGUUGUUGCCAUAUCCUCACCUUGCAUAUUUUGAGGCGAGGAAAUUCUACCAAUUAUACAUUGAGAAUACUUCUGAGAGGCUAAAUUGCAACAUAGAAACCAUCUCUGCCUCAGACCACUCAACUGCUGUUACUUUCUUCAAUCAAGCCAAGUCCCUCUCCGUAGUAGGACCCAAACUUUUCCAGAGAAUAAAAAGCAACCUGAAUGGAAUACAUUGGGAAAGGCCUCACAAUCCCCAUUGUAUUGAUCCAAAGGAAAGACUGCAAGACUUGGAGGUACCAAUCAGAGGGAUGGACAUUGCUUUAUCAAGCUGCACUUCUUUUCCCAUCAGUAUCAUCGAUGAGGAGCUCAGGGGUACCUUGCUCAAUUGCAGAGGAAGAUUCAGCCAAGAAUUAGAUCAGCCAGAUAAGUUAUUUCCACCUCUUGAUACAAACACCACCUCUGAAAGCAAGAAGGAAAUUUUGAAUAAAAGCAUUUCCAAAGCCUAUAAGGAUCUGCCAACCUCAUUCUUCUUGUACUGUUUGCAACUUCUCUUCGAGAACUCCCCUGUAGCAAAGAAAACUAACCAUGUGGCCGAAAACCCUCCAAAAGAUGAUGAUUCCAAAGGGAUUUUCAGAAAGAUAAGAGAGGUUUCUAUGAAGUCAAUCCCCAGCAUGGACAGCUUGGUUUUUGCAUUCAAGUGCUCACUUACAUUAGGCCUUGCUAUGCUAUUUGGGUUGACAUACAGCAAGGAAAGUGCAUAUUGGUCAGGGCUCGCGGUCGCCAUCAGUUUUGAUCCUAGACGUCAACCAACAUUCUGGGCUGCAAAUGCACGUAUGCAGGGAACAGCAAUGGGUUCAAUCUAUGGGGUUCUAUGUUGCUUCAUUUUCCAAAAGUAUGUAGAUUUAAGGCUCUUGCCUCUUUUGCCAUGGGUGGUUUUCUAUACAUUUAUAAGGCAUAGUAGAAUGUAUGGGCAAGCUGGUGCAAUUUCAGCCGUUAUAGGGGCCUUACCUAUCCUUGGUAGGGAGCACUAUGGCCCUCCAAAACAGUUUGCAAUUGCAAGAAUAGCUGAGGUCACAAUUGGACUCAUUUGCUUUGUCAUUGUAGAGAUACUAAUGAGUCCUUCAAGAGCAGCAACUCUUGCAAGAACUGAACUUUCUCGAACCUUGAGAGCACUUCAAGAUUGCAUUGGCAAGAUCGCUAUUAAUGUUCCUAGAGAAAACGACAAAUUGUCUUCAAGUUCUCAAGUACUGAGAGCAGCACAGAAAAAUAUGAGAUGUCUGGUGUCUCAAAUGGAAGCAUUCAUAGUAGAAGCUGAGUUAGAACCAAACUUCUGGUUCGUUCCAUUUCAUGGUGCCUGCUACCGAAAGAUGAUCCAAUCGCUGUCAAGGAUGGCAGACCUCUUUCUAUUUGUGGCAUACUCAAUGGAACAUAUCUCACAGUUGUCACAGCAGGAAGGAGGGUCAUGGGUGAAUCUCCAAGAUCAAAUGCAUGAGAAUAUACAAAUUGUUAAGAACAAUGUCUGUCCUAAACUGAAAUUCUUUGAAGAGAUAACCAAAAUCAAGUCUCUCACAGAACUAGAAAAGGAAUGGACGAAAAGAAACGUUCCUUGCGACAUUGAAUCAGGAGGAUAUCCCAAUGCAGAUACAUUUAGGACCAUGUCUGGGGAUGAGGAAGUGCAUAGCAUCACAGGGACUUUCCUCAAACACCUGGAGGACAUAGCUACCAAAACUCACACCAACACAAAUGAAGAGAUGGUUAAAUGCCAAAUGCUUUUUCAUUACAGUUGCUUAGGAUUCUGCACUAGUAACUUGGUGAGAGAAAUAAUGAAGAUUGAGAGUGAAUUAAGAGAACUACUAAUUUGGGAGAAUCCAUCAAGUCAUGCAAACAUGAAAGAAAUUUAUUGUAAGAUCAGCACACUCUGUUCGUGGUAAAUGAUCACAAGUCACGAAAAGU
Messenger RNA from Arachis duranensis, 2457 nucleotides. RefSeq lists its product as uncharacterized. The record is from RefSeq and is a predicted model, not a curated record. The coding region runs from base 3 to 2435 and encodes 810 amino acids. Gene Ontology annotation, molecular function: transmembrane transporter activity. Gene Ontology annotation, cellular component: plasma membrane. The transcript has 3 exons. Gene Ontology annotation, biological process: transmembrane transport. Lineage: Eukaryota; Viridiplantae; Streptophyta; Magnoliopsida; Fabales; Fabaceae.